AGCGGGGCGCGGCGGACCCGGAGACACGGCGUGUGACGUUACAAGCGCGUCCCACAGUUCACGUGCUGUUGCGUAACGCGGUGGGUCAUCGUCACGCUCGCGCGACUGAGCGCGCCUCACGUCUCAACGUCCCACCAUCAACUGCACACCAUGGGUAUUAAAGGCCUCACCAGUCUGUUGGUUGAACACGCUCCGAAGGCGAUUACUCAUGAGAUCAAGACACUGUUCGGGCGCAAGGUCGCCGUCGACGCGUCCAUGUCUAUAUACCAAUUCCUCAUCGCGGUACGGCAGAAGGAUGGAGAAAUGUUGACGAACGAUGCUGGAGAGACAACAAGUCACCUCAUGGGGUUUUUCUACCGUACGAUUCGUAUGGUGGAGAACGGCAUCAAGCCUCUAUAUGUCUUCGAUGGGAAGCCACCAGAACUCAAGGCUGGCGUUCUAUCCAAACGGUUGGCCCUCCGAAAAGAGGCGCAAGAGGAAGGCGAAGAAGCGAAAGAGACAGGUACGGCCGAGGAUGUUGACCGCUUCGCGCGGCGGACAGUCAAAGUAACACGGGAGCAUAACGAGGAGUGCAGGAGGCUGUUGGGCCUUAUGGGAAUUCCAUUCGUUGUGGCACCCUCAGAAGCAGAAGCGCAAUGCGCUGAACUGGCUCGCGGUGGAAAGGUGUAUGCUGCGGGCUCAGAAGACAUGGAUACCCUUACCUUCCACGCGCCGGUCCUCUUGCGUCACCUCACCUUCUCGGAAGCGCGGAAAACACCCAUCAGCGAAAUCAACCUAGACAAGGCCCUCGAAGGGCUGGAGAUGAAUAUGUCACAGUUCAUCGAGCUGUGUAUACUCUUGGGUUGCGACUACCUCGAGCCAAUCAAGGGAGUUGGUCCCAAAUCGGCGUUGAAGCUAAUUCGAGAGCAUGGUAACUUGGGGGCUGUCAUUGAGCAUCUGCGAGAAAAAACUGCCGCCAAAGAAGAUGCAGCGAAAGACGAGGAUGGUAAGAAGAAGAAAGGAGGCAUCGUGGUACCUGAAGAGUGGCCAUGGGAGGAGGCCAAGAAGUUCUUUGAGCACCCUGAUGUAACACCAGCCAAAGACGUCGAGGUCGAUUGGACCAGUCCAGACGUUGAGGGACUCGUGCAAUUCUUGGUGACUGAGAAAGGAUUCAACGAGGACCGCGUUCGCAAGGGUGCCGAUAAACUCUCGAAGUUCCUCAAUACAAAGCAGCAGGGGCGACUCGAUGGUUUCUUCACUGCUAAGCCCAAGACAGAACCCAAAAAGGGGAAAGAGACGGAAAAGGGGAAAAAGGGCACGAAGCGGAAGGCGGAUGACAAGGACAAGAAGGACGCAGGGUCGAGCAAGAAAUCGAAGACAAAAAAAUAACUGGGGAUUCGCGUCCUUCGACUCAUCUUCCUCUGUAUAGUGUCUCGUCGUUCCUGCUCGGACAUGUCCGCCCUCGCUUUGUUGUUAAUGUUAUCCUGUACCGUACGUACCUUACAACUGUAUCAAUAGACUGGAGCACACGAAACUCCCGAGGUCUCUAAGCAAACCCAAGUAACACAUACGAUAGAUAGCACAGCAACGUGACUAUUUCUUCGUAUUCAUCUUCGCCAACGCAUUGCCGCUCCUGACCCUCCCUUUCUUCUUCUCCGCCUGCUUGCCCACCGCCUUCUUCUCCCCAGGCCGCUUCCGUACCCGCUCCCGCUCCACCCGCGGCUUCGACUUCAC
Molecule: messenger RNA, 1713 nt
Organism: Rhodofomes roseus
Lineage: Eukaryota; Fungi; Basidiomycota; Agaricomycetes; Polyporales; Fomitopsidaceae
Product: PIN domain-like protein
Exons: 12
Coding region: 151-1368 (405 amino acids)
Cellular component (GO): nucleus; cytoplasm
Molecular function (GO): DNA binding; 5'-flap endonuclease activity; 5'-3' exonuclease activity
Source: RefSeq, a predicted model, not a curated record